AUGGGGAAGACCAUCAAGGCGCGGGCGGAGGAAAGAGGGAGCGCCGCAACAGGGGUCCUGGGAGGAUGGAAGGAGAGUUGUCGAGGAACUCGAGACAGAAUUGGAAGAUUCAGAUACGCAAGGCACGAGGACGACGAGGACGACGAAGACGACACCGAGGACUCUGAAGACGACUCUUCCGACCAAGACGACGACGAAGAAGAAAACGAGAUUGACUGGGAGCUCUUGUCACCAAAAGAGCGGGACGAGGCACUGGCGCAGAGAGCCCUCGCCCGCGUACGGCGCGCACAGGAACGGGGCAAGCUGGAGGUCAACCUCAGCAAGGAGGAGAUGGCGGCCCUCGAGCGGCGGAGGAAGCGCAUGGAAAAGGAGGCGCGCAAGCAGGAGCGCAAGCAACGCCAAGAAAAGGAGCAGAGGUUCGCCAUCCCGCUGUCCCAGUUUGAGCCGACGUCUCGCAAAAGGUCGCCGACGAUGACUGCCGAGGACGACCUGCCGCGCCAUCCGUCCCCGGGCACGUUCGCCGAAGUACAAACGCGAGGUCCGCUACCGCCCAUCGGUUACUUCCCACCGCCCAACGCUUCUCGUACCCGAACCCGCUCGGCAACUUCGGCUUCUCAGCGACCCACUCACCGUCAGCCUUCGGACAUGUCGCCGGCGUCGUCGGCCACGUCCUCCAUGUCAAAGUCGCGCUCAAAUGUCGACCCCUUCCAGUUUCAGGUCGAGGGCCCCCAAGUGGCCGCCUCGCGACGCAACGCCUCGGGCUCUACAGACGGACGUCGGUCCUCGGUUGCACCCCCGGUGACGCGAAGUUCCCGGGCCUUGCGCGGUCCGCCGCCACCCGAGGAGGACAGCAGCGAAGACAGCAGCGAGGAGAGCAGCGAGGAGAGCACCAGCGACGGCACGGGCGACGGCGCCCAGAUUGCCCAACCACCGCAGCCGCCGCCUCCGACGACGAGACGUGGCCGCAAGGAGGCCGUUGUCGUGGAGGAGGCCGCCACUCGUGAAUCGGCGCGUGGGGUUUCGCGGGGCAAGAAAUCUGCCAACCCGUCGCCGUCCAAGAGAAAGCCUACGAACAGUCGGAAGAAGAAGAAAUGAGUCUUGGCCUCUGUCCACCGCUGGUCUCUCAAGAGUCUCUCACAUCACCCGUAUCUUGUAUCAAUUAUAUAGAGUCUUGGUUUCUCAAUCGACGUCCCACCACCGGGUGUCCUACAAAAUCCGUUGUCUUUGCGUGAUAUUCAACUCAAUGGGAAGAUCCGUGGGAUUAUAUAGCAUUGCUGUCUGUGAUCAUAAAUCGUUCUCAUGAUAAUGGUAUCGCGCAAAAGGUAUAUAGGUAGAUAGAUAUACAUGGUGCGCCGUCAUGGUCCGAAGCUCUCGCAGGCUCCACCCGUCCCAGGGCCGCCUGCACAAGGAACGGACCAACAGAGGAAGCAAGAACCAUGUGCCCCCCUUGUAACGCCGCCGAAAGCAAGCAAGCAAGCAAGAACCUUGAAA
Messenger RNA from Colletotrichum graminicola M1.001, 1491 nucleotides. RefSeq lists its product as uncharacterized. NCBI's taxonomy places the organism in Eukaryota, Fungi, Ascomycota, Sordariomycetes, Glomerellales, Glomerellaceae. The transcript is spliced from 2 exons. The coding region runs from base 1 to 1095 and encodes 364 amino acids. The record is from RefSeq and is a predicted model, not a curated record.